AUGGACGAUAGCGAAACGUCUGUAACGGACUUGUCCGUUUCGCCCGAAUCGGCUGCAAUAGCUGUUGGCGGUGGUGGAGUGGGUGGUGUGCAGAUAUGUCCGGCACUUAUGCUUGGAAGCUCUCAGGCCCUUCCUGGAGCUGCCAAACACAUCUAUAGCCGAUUAGCAGCUAAUGCUGCCGAAGUAGAUGAAGGCAUGCCUAGUCUCAUUAUAAGCCUGGUUUCUCAUGGAAAUCAGCUUUCAGAAAAGUACCUCUCUCGCUUUCAAGCAGCAAUCAGCGUUUUGAUCUCCGGUGGCGGUCUAUGGUUGGUUUCUUCCGGAGAACAUCAUGACCCUCUGGCAAGAACAGCUAGUAGCGCCAUGCGUGCGGUCCUACCACAGAUAGAGCGUGAUGUAGAAGUUUUGCAUGUGAUAGUGAACUCCAUAGCUGUGACGGCCCGUGAAGAAGGCCGUAUGAUGGUCGAUGCCUCUUUGAAUACCCUGCUGAUUCUAUCGAGAAAUACAGAACCAGGCGAAGAACCUUUAUUCCGAGCAAAUGCUGUUGUAAGAUUAGCGCAUCCGCCUCCGGCCCUCCUUAUCGGUGUCCCAUCAGAGAACAUCGCAUCUGGAAACAACAUAACCGGUACAGCUCCGCCCAUCUUGUUGUCACCAUCCAAUGACAGGCGGCCAUUACCAGCUGUUGUCUUUGCAGGCGCCUCGCUGACAGCACUACAAGAACUCCUUGUCUAUGUUGAGAAUGGGUUCCCAGUCAUAGUCCUUCAGGACAGUUGCGAACUAUGCGUGGUGCUGCAUAAUGCUUAUUUGCUCUAUCGUUCACCACAGUUUGAUCAUGCAAAGUUCGUUAGUUGGCUUGAAGAACAGCUGGAUGCUGUGGUUACGGAGGACGUGGCACAAACCUCAGAGAUUGUCGUGAAAAUUUUCGCAACUGCAUUUGGAGACAAUCAGCUGAUUGAAUUCUUGGACAGCGAUGAGAUGCCCGCACUCGCUUCGCGAAUCAUUGAGCUUUGUCUUCAAUGUCACAGCGGUGCUAUGGAAGCGCGACAACUGCUACAACUCUCCGCCCACAUUAAUGAGCCAGCUAUCUUGAAUGAAGUCGAUUUGGAUGAUAUUCUUGAUGAUGAACUCAUGACUGCGAUACUGUGCGAAACAAUAGCUGUAGAGGAUCGUGUCACAUUUCUGGCAGCUGUACUUGAACGGAGGCCACAGAUUUUCGUUAGCCCUGAGAUGCUGAUGAAGUUGGCGAAGAACUGCGAUCAGCACUUUUUCACAACCAUAGUGCUUUGCCAAUGUAUGGGAUACUCUUCCUUUCCUGACGACAUCGACGACCAUUUUAUCAGCGAUUUGAAUUGCUUGCUGAAGCGCUUAUCGUUCGGGGUCGAUGAGCUGAUCCCAGCCUCAGCAUUGAGCAUGGAUUUCAUGCAUAAUCGAGAUCCAGCGGAUGCGAUCAGGGUGUUGGCGAUUUGGUGUCUUCUGUUACAUCGGCCUGAAGUUGUACGAUGUCUCUGCGCAUUUUCGGACCAACCCGUAGCUUUUGCCCUGGUGCUUUCAAGACUGGCGAAAUCGUUAGCCCAUGAGUCUCAUGACUGGUUCUUCUAUGAAGAAUCUUUGCUAAAACUAGCCAAUUCGCUUUCGAGUUCGGCCGUUUCCUUGGUGGACAAAGUACAUCGCACGUCGCCAAAUAAGGCUUAUCACCUGCUAUGUCAACCUUUGGAGGGUUUCCAUGGUGCAACUUUGUCACAGCUUGCAUUUCAGUUCAACAUUCGCGGACUCGUUGCUCAUGAGUCGUGUCAGCGAUGGGUGCAUCGAUUACUGUAUGGGCAAUUGCAAACUUGUUCAUCGACAAUAAUGCCAAGAUGGUUGAAAACUCUUUUAGCAGCCGUGUUUGUUAUUCCCAUCCGGUGGUGGAUGUGCGUUCGAUCCAAUUAUACCAUGCACCCUGGUAAUGAGAAGAAAUCCCCUACAGCAGCUUUACUCGAUAUGGGUCGACAGCCAAAACGAGCUCGAGCCAUUUCUACUUAUAGUGUGAUCUCUGGCCGAAGCGAUAUGCUUAGCGCAGUCGCGGCAGGACAUUCCAUACCUCAGCUGGCUCUAACAGAGUCAGCAACACCUCAGUCUAUGGUUUUCCCAUUAAAUAUCGAAGAUGUAGACGGAGAGGACGCUGUCUUUACUAAAAAGCCGCGAAUAAGUCGUCGAGCUCCACCGUCAUUAUGCUUAUUUUAUUCUACACCGAUUGUAAAAUAUUGGCUUUCUUUGAUCUUUCGACUACUCCACAUAGCUUUAUUGGCGUAUUCAGUUUUAUUGCCCGGAUGUGGGAACCUAACCCUCGAUGCUAUUGUUUGGAUGUGGACUUUCAUAGCAUGGAUUGAAGCCGUAUGGGUACUCAACAUGCGAAAUCAUUACACGCCACUGUCUUUGAUGCCAUGGAGGGUUUUUGACUGUGUUGUGACACUGAUCUUUCUUGUUGCUAUGCUGCUUUUCAAAUUCGUCGGUGAUAGCCCAAUUUCGGAUUUUUUCAUGCUUUCAAACGUCUACCCCAUUCGUGUGUUUUCUGCAUUCUUUCUGCUCUACUGGUGCUAUGCGACAAUAUUCUUCUACAUUCCAUUAUCAGAAUUAUUUGGUCCCAUCGUCGUCAGGGUCAAGCUGAUGAUACUCAGAGAUUUCACAAACUUUCUCAUUUUAGUCGCUUUAGUCAUGUCAAGUAGUGCCGCGGCCAUACAUGCCGUAUUGUAUCCAGAUCGAGAUAUAUCCAUAUCAGUCGCUAAAGCUUCUUUGUCAUGGGUUUGGCUGUCACUUUUCACUACUGACCUUUCAAGCCUGCGCGAGUCGGAUUCCUGCAAAAAAUCGUUCUUGGGCUCUUCAUCGUCAUACUGUAAUUAUGUCGGGGAGUACGGUAACACAUCGUGUCCGUCACAGUCGGCAGCAAGUUAUCUCGUUGUAUUGGAGUAUUUUGUUCUCCUAAAGCUGAUCCUCUGGCCGGUUUUAUUUGCAUUUUUCGCGAAAACUGCUAAAUCUGUAGAUGACGAAGCCGACAAAAUCUGGAAGUUCCAGAUGUACUCGCUUGUCACGGAAUUUAGUCUUCGACCCCCGCUACCUCCACCACUCACGCCACUAUUCUUCUUCUGCAUGGCCUGUUGUCGUGCUGGAGGUCAACUUGGCGGAAUGAUGUCAAGCUUCCCGGACCACCCAGACGUAGAUCACAAAGAUCGAGGUCGAUCUACAGUAAGAUUCGGCUCUGUCUACCGUAAUCCUUCGGUGCCAGCUAAGAAAAAUGAGUUUGUGAACUCAUUUUGGCGUCAGCUGAUGAUAGAGCGUUGGAAGGAGGAGCAGCGACCGAAUCAGCAAAAUAUUUGCGGAAAUGCGGAGGUGAAGACGGUGCAAAUACAAUUGCGAAUGCUCGCCUUGAAUAAUUCCUAUGCUGCAAGUGAACGUAGAAGCAAAUAUGAGGUUCAUCUCGUACAAUACGCGGACACAGAGAUGAAGCGGCUAGCGGUCCCACCAGCUGAAAGACCUUGGAAUAUCCUUCUUCCACGAUAUGCACCUCCAUUCUAUUGCCGUCCAGCAGAGGAAUUCCCAGCAGAUUCCGCAAAGCAUGUGGAAAUUGCAACCGAGCAGAACGUAGCAGAACUACGGCGACUUUGGCGGUCACGUCAAGCAACGGAUCCCGGUAAAGGAUGGAUGCUUUCAGCUGCUGGUUAUCCGCUGAAUCCGCAUGGAAGACGAGGCAUUGCUGGACGUGGAUGCCAUCCGCGGUUUGGAGCGAAUAUUAGGUGCUACUAUAUUAUUCUGACAGGAACCUCAAAGUCUGAUUGCAAGAUCCUUUUGGAUGCUCACCAUAAUCUUCCUAAUGAACCACAUCCCGAAAGCGGCUCCAGGGAUGAACAUUUAGCGUCGUUGUUGAGGACGAUAGGUUUGCCUGAGUCAGAUGCACAAGUAUUCUCGAUGAGACGCCUGGACUCAUCCAUUAUCGACUCUACGGAAAAAGUACCAACUACUGACACAAGUCCUACUCAUAUUGCCAGAUUGGCUGUGGAGCAUGGGAUUGACACGGAUCAUGCUUGGACUGAACAUGACUUGUGGGCAAUUUCACUGAGAAAUCGACGCGUACUUACCACUACGAUGGGUUACUUUUGGCAUCCAAUAAGCUCACCACUGUCACUUUCUACAACACACACAGAAAUGCUCAACAAAACACUACGAGUAUAUGAAAUUGUAUAAAAAUAUAUAAGUAUGUACAGAAUCUCUUUUUGAUAAUCUUGAAAUAACUGACUAUAUAAUUGCUCUCCACUUGUCAUUCCAUGUGAUAUGUGUUUCAUUUCAUGUAUGUACGACUUGCAACAUAAAGUUCGACACAUGAAGUAUCCAAUUUGAAGAAGCAAUAUGUGGUUUGGUAAUU
Cylicocyclus nassatus is the source of this 4393-nucleotide messenger RNA. The record is from the annotation of a GenBank genome assembly. NCBI's taxonomy places the organism in Eukaryota, Metazoa, Nematoda, Chromadorea, Rhabditida, Strongylidae.